Molecule: messenger RNA, 864 nt
Organism: Phalaenopsis equestris
Lineage: Eukaryota; Viridiplantae; Streptophyta; Magnoliopsida; Asparagales; Orchidaceae
Product: induced stolen tip protein TUB8-like
Exons: 2
Coding region: 123-404 (93 amino acids)
Source: RefSeq, a predicted model, not a curated record
AAACCACUUCCAUCUGAUCAUAGUUAGCUCUUUCUCUUUCUAUCUCUAUUUUGUGCUCCCUCUUUCUCUCUCUUUCUCACUCUGUGGCUGGAAGCUCAUAACACUUCAAUAUCAUCCAUUCCAUGGCAGCAGUUGAGGUGGUAGAAUCUGUUCCCGCCCCGGUGGAGCAAGAAAUCCCGCCUGCCGCCGCCGAAGAUAUCACUACCGACUCCCCAGCAGCAGCCGAAGAACCCAAAGCCGUUGAAGAAACCCUAGAAGCCCCACCGGAGCCAGAAGUAGAGCCAGCUUCCGAGCCCGCUGAAGCAGCAGCAGAAGAGGUCGUCAAGGCCGAGGAAGCCGGCCUAAAGUCCCCGCCGCGCCCGAAGAGCCCGCCGCCGAAGAACCCGCUGCAGCUGAGGUGGUAGAGACGAAGGAGCCGCCGAAGGCCACGGAGGAGGAAAUUCCGCCGCCGCCGCCGCCGACGAUUGAGGAGACUAAGACCGAAGAAGGCAGCACUGUUUCAGAGUAAUGGAGUCGAAAGCUUAGCAGUUAUCAAAUGGGUUGUCCUGGAAAAACUAUUACAUGGGAUGUUCACAUGCAUGCAUGAGAAUUUCAUGUAUAAUAAUGUUGUAUAUUGUUGUACACGUGUGUUGUACAAUAAUAUAGAAUAAUAUUAUAUAUAUAAUUCACAUGCAUACCAAUUUCGUACGUGUCUUGAGUAUUGCUUUUGAAUAAAGAUGGUCACGGGACUGAAUGGGUUCAAUUAUUACUGCAAGGAAUCCUUGGGUUUGUUGUGUGUUGUAAGGCCUAUGCAGGUAUUUGUGAGUUGUGGUAGAACUGUUUUGUAAUCUAUUUUAUAUUUAGUAUUGUUUGUAUUUCUUUUAA